This is a messenger RNA of Ilex paraguariensis (yerba mate), 1130 nucleotides long. The record is from the annotation of a GenBank genome assembly. NCBI's taxonomy places the organism in Eukaryota, Viridiplantae, Streptophyta, Magnoliopsida, Aquifoliales, Aquifoliaceae.
AAACAGACGAUCACUGCAACUGAUAACAGCUUCGCCAAUCCGACAACUCAGAUGUCGAAUUCGACAAAUCCCCAAAACCAAACCCUGGACCUCCAACCUUCGCAUAGCGGUUACCAAACUCAACAAUGGGAAUCAAUGGCUCGAGCAUGGCUCUCGACGCUCCCCGAGGACAAGACUGUGGCCCCAAACGAAGUCGAAACUUGGCUCCAAUCGAACCAAACUUCUAUACCAGACGAAGUCAGAUCAAUGCCUCGAUCUCAGCUCUACGAACGGUUGAAUUCGAUUCAGAAUAGCAUAGCUCCAUCCACCGAGGAAAAGCCUGCAAAUCAAGUUGAUCCUUCACAAGCUCGAUUUCAACGCACUGAUCAAUGGAUGCCAGUUUAUGCCUGGUUAGAAUCAUUAGAUUCAGAUGAGGUAAUUAAGUCGAAAGAUAUUCUAGACUGGCUUUCUGAGAACCCAGAGGUCAAAGAAAGUUUGUACUCAAAGCACUCCCGUUAUCAUUUGAUGCACUAUAUCAAAAAGUGCCAUGUGAAGAUACUGAAGAGGAAGGAGAGGAAGAAGGGAUUGCAGGUCACCAACAAAGAAAAUUCUCCAAAGGUUAACAAAAGCGGGGGCACGAAACCACCAGUGCCGCUUCCAUUCGACAGUUUAAGCAAUCUACCUAAAGACAGUGAUGUAUACUUGGCAAAAAGAAGUGAAGCUCUGCAGAAAUUCGAGAUUUUAGUAGAAUUGGAGAAACAUCUUUCUGCGGCAUUUCCAAAGCAGCAUGAAAACGCACUGUGUCUGAAGGACUCGUGAUUUAGCAAAUAUUCAUGUCGAGAUAGAUAUGGAAGGUAGCAUAGGUGGUGUUAUCGCAGUUUUACUGGUUAUGAGCCUCUGUAAUUAACCUUAACACUCUUGGUGAAAAAUGAGUUUGAUGCUUAUCAUCGGUGACCCCGGAAUCAUGGUAAACGAAAUAUUUUCUUGUGGGGGUCUCUCCCUACUCUGAUUCACUAUCAGAGCACUUGGGUUCAGAGUUGCCAUGAAGGGGUUGUUCGUUCAUGUUUUGUUUCAUUCGGUUACGCCUUAAUUAGGUCAAGCUAUGACUAAAUCAUUUCCAAGUAUACUGCUGUUCAGGUCAAGAUUACGAU